Molecule: messenger RNA, 936 nt
Organism: Nelumbo nucifera (sacred lotus)
Lineage: Eukaryota; Viridiplantae; Streptophyta; Magnoliopsida; Proteales; Nelumbonaceae
Product: protein DMP9-like
Biological process (GO): endomembrane system organization
Source: RefSeq, a predicted model, not a curated record
AAUUCAAAUUGGUAAUAAUCCGUCUAUAAAAUCUGAACGCAACCAUCAAACAAACUCCUUUUACGCCCCCCACCUUCCAAUUCCUCUGAGUUUUCUUGGCGAGUUGGAAUCUUGCCGGAAAAUGGAACAAGCAGAAGGAAUUGGAAUCAAAAUCUACGAUGCGGCUCCGCAGGAGACACCCUCACGCCCCUCAUCUCCGCAGUUGGUCCCAGAGACAGGCCGGCGAAAGCGAGCAGUGGCGAAGGGAGUGCAGAAGACCCUGUCCAAGACCUCAAUGCUUGUCAACUUCCUCCCUACAGGGACCCUUCUCACUUUCGAAAUGCUUCUGCCAUCAGUCUCCGGUGACGGCCAGUGCUCUCCGGUAAACACCAUGAUGAUUGAGGUCCUAAUGGGCCUCUGUGUCCUCUCAUGUUUCUUCUUCCAUUUUACAGACAGUUUCAGAGGGCCGGACGGGAAGGUCUACUACGGGUUUGUGACCCCAAGUGGAUUAUCGCUGUUCAAGUCAGGACUGGGUGUGGAGGUCCCCAAGGACGACCGAUUCAAGGUUGGGUUUACAGACUUCGUGCAUGCGAUCAUGUCUGUGAUGGUUUUCGUGGCCAUUGCCUUCUCUGAUCAUCGGGUGACGGAUUGUCUGUUCCGGGGACAUGUGAAGGAGAUGGAUGAGGUGAUGGAGAGUUUCCCUCUAAUGGUGGGUGUGAUAUGCAGUAGCCUGUUUCUGGUCUUCCCAAACACUCGCUAUGGCAUAGGGUGCAUGGCAGCCUGAACCCUUUUGGAUGUCUGUCUGUCAUCUCUGUGAGACUACUGACUGUGUUUGUAGAGCUGUAAUUGCACCACACUUGGGCUAGUGUUAGGAAGAUCUUCUCAUUGAUUUCUUGGGUCAAUGAUGUUUUUGUUUUGUUUGUCUGAUUAAUAAAUCUGCUGCUGCAAUUUCUUUUC